AUGAAUUCCAUUCGUUUAACGACAUUAAUUAUUGUUUUACUCUGCGCUAUUGACAAUAUUCAAGGAAAGCCAAUUAGUCCGUCAUUGAACCAUUUCGGCGAUAAUGUUAAAUAUUUAUUGAAGCUUCUUGGCGUUGAAAAUGAAUAUUUAAAAUUUUUAUCCUAUAUGAAACUCUACCCACCAGCAGAUGAUAAAAUGAAUGGUCUCUACAAUGAUUUAUUUUCAUUUGAUUCAUUUAUAUCUGAUCUUACAGAAGUUUAUACCAAACAUUAUACACCAGACGAUAUUAAUCAACUUAUUAGUUUUUAUUCCAGUCCAUUGGGUAGAAAGGCUAAUCAAGUAACACAUUUGCUAGACAAAGAAAUGGAAGACGUAAUGUUAAAUAAAAUCAGUGAUUAUAUUUUUACAUUAUCAGAAAAUGGCUUCGACAUAACUCUACCACAAGUUCCACAUUAA
Messenger RNA from Rotaria socialis, 456 nucleotides. Lineage: Eukaryota; Metazoa; Rotifera; Eurotatoria; Philodinida; Philodinidae. The record is from the annotation of a GenBank genome assembly.